AUGUUUUCCUGCUCAAGUUGCGGUCUUCAACACUCUGACGGUCCAGUAUGCAGUUUGUGUAAAAAUCGGUACGACUUCGGUUGUGCUGGAGUUACUGCGGCCGGGUUUCGGAAGCUUGGUGACAGAAGGAAUAACUGGCGCUGUCCGAAGUGCAAGGCGGGCCCAUCACUUUCGCCGACUCCUAACUCACCAGCGGUUAGUCAGGUGGACAAUAUACUUGAACAACUGAACUAUAUUAAUCUGCAGUUGGCUCCAUUGGCAUCCCUGAUGGAAGACAUCAAAUCCAUCAAAUCUGAUGUCAACAGUCUGAAGUCAUCGCUAGAAAUGGCACACGAGUCAAUAAAUCAAUUUUCGAGCACUAUAAAGUCCUUGGAAUCGAGGGUAGCUAAAGCUGAGGAGAUGGUGAAUGAUGUGCCGAGGCUGCGGGAGGAAUUAAUCAAGUUAAACCAGGAACUUGACGUUAGGGAUCAGUGGGCUAGAUCCAAUAAUGUUGAAAUCAGGGGAAUACCACAAAAAAAUAACGAAGAUCUCUAUGAUUUAACUCAGAGAAUUGGUAAUAAGUGUAAUUUCCCUAUAAAAAAAGAAGACAUCAAUUAUAUUGCCAGAGUGCCCACUCGUGUACCGAAUGUUGAGAAACCAAUAAUUGUUUCUUUUAACAACCGAUAUAUUAAGGAAAAUUUUGUUUCGUCUUCGCGCAAGACUCGGCUGUCGGUGUCGGACUUGGGCUUUGCAUCUACUGGAUAUUGUUACGUGAAUGACCACCUAACCCAACGGAACAAGGUCUUGCUGAGUAAAGCCAAAUCUCUGGCAAAGAAUAAUAACUUCAAAUACAUAUGGGUUAAGCACUCAAAAAUUAUGGCUAGGAAGUCUGAUACUUCUCCAAUAUUUUUUAUAAGGUGCGAGAAGGAUCUUGUCAGAAUAAUUUGA
This is a messenger RNA of Melitaea cinxia (Glanville fritillary), 927 nucleotides long. RefSeq lists its product as uncharacterized. The record is from RefSeq and is a predicted model, not a curated record. Lineage: Eukaryota; Metazoa; Arthropoda; Insecta; Lepidoptera; Nymphalidae. The transcript has a single exon. Bases 1 to 927 code for a protein of 308 amino acids.